ACGAUAGAAUAGAGAGAGAAAGUAGAGAGAGAAUACUAAACUCUCUAUAUAUAAUAACGUGAGAAACUAACAAACACAUACUACUACAACAUUAAACUUAUCUAUACAUACAGAUAUAGAUAGAUACAAGAUAGAGAGAGAUAGAGUAGUAUUUGUUCCUGAAACUGGUCUUUGUUAAUCGAUCUCUUGGAUUUGUUAUUGAUUUGGUUGCUUUUAGUGCCUGAUCCACUGAGAUAAAACCCUAAUUGUGGCUCGAUUAUUGAUUGCAAUUGAAAUAUGUCGGUGCAUGGUCUAUUAAGAAAUGGGGCGUCUUUAUUGCAGAUGAGUUUCAAGAUGACCUAGGAGCUAAGUCUAAAUUACAGAUCUGCCUAUAUGCUAGCUUGAUUAAUUAUUAGUCUUUGGAUUUGAGGAGGGCUUGAUUGGAGACAAUGUCAUCUCUCAGUAGAGAGCUUGUGUUCUUGAUCUUACAGUUUCUAGAUGAGGAAAAGUUCAAAGAAACUGUUCACAAGCUUGAACAGGAAUCGAGUUUUUACUUUAACAUGAAGUAUUUUGAGGAAGAAGUGCAUAAUGGGAAUUGGGAUGAGGUUGAGAAGUACCUCUCUGGUUUUACAAAGGUGGACGACAAUCGGUAUUCCAUGAAAAUCUUUUUUGAGAUACGGAAGCAGAAGUAUCUUGAGGCUCUGGACAAAAAUGAUCGGCCCAAAGCUGUAGAAGUCCUGGUUAAGGAUCUUAAAGUUUUUGCGUCAUUCAAUGAAGAUCUUUUCAAGGAGAUUACUCAGCUUUUAACCUUGGAAAAUUUCAGGGAAAAUGAGCAGCUGUCCAAGUAUGGAGAUACGAAGUCUGCAAGAGCGAUUAUGUUGGUUGAACUUAAGAAGCUUAUUGAGGCCAAUCCUCUGUUCCGAGACAAAUUGCAAUUUCCCAACCUUAAAAAUUCAAGGUUGCGUACACUCAUUAACCAAAGCCUAAAUUGGCAGCAUCAACUUUGUAAAAACCCACGGCCGAAUCCAGAUAUCAAAACUCUUUUUGUGGAUCAUUCCUGUGCGCAACCAAAUGGUGCAUGUGCCCCAUCACCAGCAAAUAAUCCAUUGCUUGGAUCAUUACCUAAAGUUGGAGGGUUUCCUCCAUUGGGGGCACAUGGGCCGUUUCAAACUACAGCAGCACCAGCUCCAACUCCUCUUGCUGGUUGGAUGUCCAACACACCUACAGUUAAUCACCUUCCAGUUUCCAGCGGAGCUAUUGGUUUCGGCGGUCCAUCAAUGCCAGCUGCUUUGAAGCAUCCAAGAACGCCACCAGCAAACCCUUCUUUAGAUUACCCUUCUGGAGAUUCGGAUCAUGUGACCAAGAGAACGAGGCCCAUGGGAAUAUGUGACGAGGUAAACCUUCCAAUUAAUGUAUUGCCUAUGUCAUUCCCUGGGCAUGGUCCGAGUCAGGCUUUCAAUUCACCUGAUGACCUGCCCAAAAAUGUUGCAAGGACUUUAAAUCAGGGCUCAUCUCCUAUGAGCAUGGAUUUUCACCCAACGAAACAGACAUUACUUUUAGUUGGUACCAAUGUGGGAGAUAUAGGAUUGUGGGAAACUGGUUCCAAGGAGAGACUGGUUCUUAAAAACUUCGUAGUUUGGAAUGUUACUGCAUGUUCAACGACUCUGCAGGCUGCAAUAGUUAAAGAUCCCGGUGUAUCUGUUAACCGUGUGAUUUGGAGCCCCGAUGGUUCUUUGUUUGGAAUUGCAUAUUCAAGACACAUUGUACAAAUGUAUUCUUAUCAUGGGGAUGAUGAUAUAAGGCAGCAUUUAGAGAUUGAUGCUCAUAUUGGUGGAGUAAACGAUCUUGCUUUCUCUCAUCCUAAUAAGCAGCUAUGUGUGAUUACCUGUGGGGAUGAUAAAACAAUUAAGGUUUGGGAUGCAAAUACUGGUGCAAAACAAUACACUUUUGAAGGUCAUGAAGCUCCUGUUUAUUCAGUCUGCCCCCACUUCAAAGAAAAUAUCCAGUUCAUAUUUUCAACAGCUCUAGAUGGAAAGAUAAAAGCGUGGUUGUAUGACAAUUUGGGAUCUCGAGUUGAUUACGAUGCUCCUGGGCGGUGGUGCACGACAAUGGCCUACAGUGCUGAUGGAACAAGGCUCUUCUCAUGCGGAACCAGCAAAGAUGGGGAGUCUCACAUUGUUGAAUGGAAUGAAAGUGAAGGGGCUGUGAAAAGGACAUAUCUGGGCUUCAGAAAACGUUCUCUAGGUGUUGUUCAGUUUGAUACAACUAAAAACCGGUAUUUAGCUGCUGGUGAUGAAUUUUCUAUUAAGUUCUGGGAUAUGGACAAUGUUCAAAUCUUAACAAGCAUCGACGGUGAUGGAGGCCUUCCGGCGAGUCCACGUAUCCGCUUCAACAAAGACGGAUCUCUAUUGGCAGUGUCAACAAAUGAAAAUGGGAUCAAGAUCUUAGCAAAUUCUGAUGGUCUUCGGUUGCUACGUACUUUUGAAAAUAAAUCUUAUGAUGCUUCAAGAGCUCCCGAAUCAGUGAAGCCUAUAAUAUCAGUAGCGGCAGCAGCAGCAGCAGCUGCUGCUAGUAGUUCUGGACCUGCAGAUAGGGUUGUCUCUGCUGUCUCUCUUUCUGGAAUGAAUGGAGAUGCCAGAAAUAUGGGGGACAUUAAGCCGAGAAUAGCCGAUGAUUCGAGUGACAAAUCAAAGGUUUGGAAAUUGACAGAGGUUUCUGAACCUUCUCAGUGUCGCUCUUUGAAGCUUCCCGAAAACAUGAGAGUACCUAAGAUAUCAAGGUUGAUUUACACUAAUUCAGGCAAUGCCAUAUUGGCAUUAGCAUCAAAUGCAAUUCAUCUUCUGUGGAAAUGGCAAAGAAAUGACAGAAACUCUAGUGGCAAGGCUACAGCUAAUGUUUCACCUCAAUUAUGGCAACCAUCUAGCGGCAUUCAAAUGACCAAUGAAGUUACCGAUGCCAACCCCGAGGAUGCUGUGUCAUGCUUUGCAUUGUCGAAAAAUGAUUCUUAUGUGAUGUCAGCAUCAGGAGGAAAGAUAUCUUUAUUCAACAUGAUGACUUUCAAGACAAUGACAACUUUCAUGCCCCCACCACCGGCAGCAACAUUUCUAGCAUUCCAUCCUCAAGACAAUAAUAUCAUUGCUAUCGGCAUGGAUGACUCCUCGAUUCAAAUAUAUAAUGUCCGUGUGGAUGAGGUAAAAAGCAAGCUAAAGGGCCACUCUAAAAGAAUAACUGGUCUUGCCUUCUCUCAUGUGCUUAGUGUGCUAGUUUCUUCUGGUGCAGAUGCUCAGCUGUGUGUGUGGAGCUCUGAUGGAUGGGAAAGGCAGAAGAACAGAUACUUACCUAUUCCAGCUGGAAGGACUCCAACAGCACAGUCCGACACUCGGGUACAGUUUCAUCAAGACCAGAUCCACUUUCUGGUUGUACAUGAGACUCAGCUUGCUAUAUAUGAGACGACGAAACUUGAAUGUUUAAAGCAGUGGGUACCACGAGAAUCUGCUGCUCCUAUAUCUCAUGCAACGUUUUCAUGCGAUAGUCAGCUGGUCUAUGCCAGUUUCUUGGAUGCAAGUGUGUGCAUAUUUAGUGCUGCACACCUCCAUCUCCGAUGUCGCAUCAGUCCUUUGGCUUAUCUGCCACAUAGUGUCAGCAAUUCAAACGUUCACCCAGUAGUGAUUGCUGCACAUCCACAAGAACCAAAUCAAUUUGCACUAGGACUAUCAGAUGGAGGAGUGCAUGUAUUUGAGCCCCUUGAAUCUGAAGGCAAAUGGGGUGUGCCCCCACCAGUUGAAAAUGGUUCAGCAAGUACUGUUCCGGCAACUUCAGUUGGAGCUUCAGGCUCAGAUCAAGCGCAGAGAUGAUAGGUUGCAGGAGCACAAGUGUUUAGAAACCUUGCUUGGUAGUGGAAUUCAACAUGUUCAAGUGCGAAAGGUUUAUGUAUUUUAGUAGGAAAUGACUUGCCGGCCAGUAUAUCUAACUAUAUCAAGAUAUUAUUUAAAGCCUUGAAGGUAGUUGCUUUAUAUUAGUAAUGCUGGAAUCUUCCACCUCUCUUUUCUUGCUGGAAGGGACUUCAUCUGGAAUAUCUUUUCUAUUUUAUGUAUUUGGGGCUUGCUGCUCUGUAAACGAAAAGAUUUCUAGUUGGAAUUUGGAAUAUUGCUAUUUGAAUUGUUUUCAAGUUCA
This is a messenger RNA of Daucus carota subsp. sativus, 4152 nucleotides long. RefSeq names its product protein TOPLESS. Lineage: Eukaryota; Viridiplantae; Streptophyta; Magnoliopsida; Apiales; Apiaceae. Gene Ontology annotation, biological process: regulation of DNA-templated transcription. Bases 429 to 3833 code for a protein of 1134 amino acids. The transcript has 28 exons. The record is from RefSeq and is a predicted model, not a curated record. Gene Ontology annotation, molecular function: protein binding.